Crotalus tigris (Tiger rattlesnake) is the source of this 2419-nucleotide messenger RNA. RefSeq names its product parvin beta (gene PARVB). The transcript is spliced from 13 exons. Gene Ontology annotation, cellular component: lamellipodium; actin cytoskeleton; cytoplasm. Lineage: Eukaryota; Metazoa; Chordata; Lepidosauria; Squamata; Viperidae. Gene Ontology annotation, molecular function: actin binding. Gene Ontology annotation, biological process: lamellipodium assembly; substrate adhesion-dependent cell spreading; establishment or maintenance of cell polarity. The coding region runs from base 463 to 1545 and encodes 360 amino acids. The record is from RefSeq and is a predicted model, not a curated record.
CCGGGAACCCUUUGUCAGUCUUCAGGGCCAGGCUGGGAGGGAAGGGGCGGGGCAGCCCCUCCCGAAAAGAGGGACACCUCGUCUGGCAGCUGCAGCCGCAAGCGCCGGGGCGGGGGGCGGACGAGCGAGCGGGCGUCUCCGCGCCAUUACCGGCGGGCUCUCGCCUCUCCGUCCAGCCCCCCCGAGCAGCGGCGCCUCGCUCCACCCGCGGCUCUCCCCUCACCGCCCGCGGACUUCCUCGCCGUAGCAGGGCGCUGUGAAGGGAGCCGGGCGGCGCGAUUCCGCGGCGGCUUUCCUGCGUUCGCCGCGCCUGCCCGCUGAAGGGGCGGCGGCCAGGAGGGGUCAAGAGGCCGGCGCGCGUCCAGCCUCUCUCGCCCGGCGGUCCAUGUAGCCCGGCGCGGAGAAGCGACUGUCCCGUUCGCGCCAGCCCAGCCCAGCCGAGUCCCCACCGCCGCCGCCGCGAUGUCCUCCCCGGUGCGCUCGCCCCAUCGGACGAGGAAGGACGAGUCUUUCCUGGGGAAACUCGGAGGGACGCUGGGCAGGAAGAAGAAAGCCAAGGAGGUGUCUGAUUUGCAAGAAGAAGGAAAAAAUGCUAUCAAUGCACCGAUGUCUCCUGCUACAACUGAUCUUCAUCCAGAAGAUACAUUACUGGAGGAAAAUGAAGAACGUACCAUGAUAGAUCCCACUUCAAAGGAGGAUGCCAAGUUUAAAGAACUUAUCAAGGUCUUGAUUGACUGGAUAAAUGACGUCCUGGUUGAAGAAAGGAUAAUUGUCAAACAGCUUGAAGAAGAUGUCUAUGAUGGGCAAGUGCUACAGAAAUUGCUAGAAAAGCUAGCUGGUCGUAAACUAAAUGUGGCUGAAGUGACACAGUCUGAAAUUGGACAGAAACAGAAAUUGCAGACUGUACUGGAGGCUGUCUAUGAUUUACUUCGACCCCACGGCUGGACGAUCAAAUGGAGUGUAGACCUGAUCCAUGGCAAGAACCUGGUGUCCAUCCUCCACCUGCUGGUAGCUCUGGCUAUGCAUUUCCGGGCUACUAUUCGGCUCCCUGAACAUGUUUCUGUGCAAGUGGUCGUUGUAAAGAAGCGAGAAGGGUUACUUCAGACGGCCCAUGUGACUGAGGAGAUCACUACUACAACUGAAAUGAUGAUGGGAAGGUUUGAACGAGAUGCCUUUGACACACUCUUUGACCAUGCCCCAGAUAAACUAAGUGUGGUAAAAAAGUCCUUGAUCACUUUUGUAAACAAGCACUUAAACAAGCUGAAUUUGGAGGUGUCGGAAUUAGAAAGCCAGUUUGCAGAUGGCGUCUACUUGGUGCUACUGAUGGGUCUCCUUGAAGAUUAUUUUGUUCCUCUACAUCACUUCUUCUUAACACCUGAAAGUUUGGAUCAGAAGGUUCACAAUGUCUCCUUUGCUUUUGAGCUGAUGCAAGAUGCCGGGCUCAAGAAACCAAAAGCGCAACCGGAAGAUGUUGUGAACCUGGAUCUCAAGUCCACCCUGAGGGUUUUAUACAACUUAUUCACGAAGUACAAGAAUGCAGAGUGAAUGAAGUUCUCCAGAGACUGCAAGGAGUGGGACAGGAAACUGCUUUUGAUUUUUCCUUCCUAUGUUUUGUUGUAUUUCCAGUCAGUUUCCUAACUUGGUGGCUUUCAGUUGGGUCGGUAGGCAGUUCCUAUUAUCUCAAGGGAGUGAGACCGGUUCAAGAAUGAAAGCUGUUGUCCAAUAAUCUGGAAGCAACCAGGUUGGGAACGGCUGAUUUCUGUUUGCUUUUUGUGUUGUAAACCCCUCCGUGCUCUGAGCCCAUUUGGAAAUGAAAUUUUGCUCCCUGGAAUAUCCGUGUUCUACUUUCGCCUGCUGCAGAACUUCCUUACAAUCUCCUCUGUGGUUAUUCCAGCAGUGGGGGUUGCAAAAGGCCUGGCAUUGUUGAGAAGAAAGUGCCCUGUCUGGAGCUUGGCAUGGGUUUAGUCUGAGCUCCACAUCUCACUUCUGAACAUGUUUUGAUAAAUUGCUCCAGUCCCAUCACCUUAAGAGUGUAAUGGAAGUAACACUGACCUUCUUGACAAGGUCAUUGUAGCGCUCGCAAAGGGCAAAAGCUUAUAGGAAUGCUAAUUGUGAUGUGGCAGCUGGUUUUUUUUAAAAUGUAUUCUAGAUGAGAAUGAUAGAGAGCCAUUUGGGAAAAGAGAGCUCCCGUUUUCCAGAUUUUACAGGAGUGAUUUUAUCUCCUUUUUGCUGUGAUUUAGACACAUCUAGGCUUUCUUUUCAUCUUUUGGGGGGCUCUGAUCUAAGGCUCUUUUCUAAAUCUUUGACUGCAUUGCUUCCUUUUUGAUAUCAUCUUAUCCCAGGACUUCACUCCGUAUAUUGUAAAUCUCUGAUGGCAUAGUUGCCUGUUUUGAAUAAAACAGAUCUUUUCUGAUGAAAA